This is a messenger RNA of Ananas comosus (pineapple), 1372 nucleotides long. Its product is annotated as epsin-3. Gene Ontology annotation, biological process: endocytosis. The coding region runs from base 147 to 1079 and encodes 310 amino acids. Gene Ontology annotation, cellular component: clathrin vesicle coat; plasma membrane; endosome. Gene Ontology annotation, molecular function: clathrin binding; phospholipid binding. The record is from RefSeq and is a predicted model, not a curated record. Lineage: Eukaryota; Viridiplantae; Streptophyta; Magnoliopsida; Poales; Bromeliaceae. The transcript has 4 exons.
UUUUUUUUUCUCCUUUCGUCCUAUAAUUCUCACGUGAAUGGUUUGUUGCACUGAAAAAGAAUUUUUGCAAAUCAAGGAUGAACUUGACGAUGAAAUUUGCUUAACCUGCGAUUGUUACUAACUGUUCGCUCUCCGCAACGGAAACAAUGUUUCUGAGUGAGAUCAAGAAGCAAGCAUCUUCUUUUCUUCAAGAGAAGUACAAGUCAGCUAGGCUUGCCUGGACUGAUGUCACGCAAGCCGAAAUUUUGACCGAAGAGGCUACGAACAGCGAGCCAUGGGGCCCCGAUACAAAGACGAUGACAAGAAUAUCCGAAGCGUCUUUCGACAUGGAUGAUUAUGGGAGGAUUGCAGAUGUGCUGCAUAGGAGAUUGCGCUCUGUUAAUUUUAAGGAAUGGCGGCAAUCAUACAAGUCCUUAGUAGUCCUGGAAUUCCUGUUAACACACGGACCGGAAGAUCUCUUUGAAGAGUUUCACUGUGAUACAAAUGUCAUUCGAGAGCUCGGAAAAUUCAAUUAUGUAGAUGAAAGAGGGUUCAAUUGGGGAUCAUGCAUGCAGAAGAAAUCUGAGAAGAUAUUGAAGCUACUGAGCAAUGAAGAUCAACUCAAAGAAGCACGCGCGAAGGCACUUAAGAUCUCACAAGAGAUCAAAGGAUUCGGAAAUUUGAUUGUUUCUCCCUCUUCAUCUUCUCCCUCUUCUUCUAAAAGCUUCGGAAGCUCAUCAUUCGGCUCCUGCUCCUCGAAUAGUCCCACAUGGAAUGUGCAAGAUGGACCAAAUAAUCAAGAGAUACAGUACAAAAUGGCGAAUGAACCCCUUGAGAAUCUUCGAAAAGGAUCAGAAAAGAAGGGAUUAGAGGGGUUGCAUCUUUGGAAUUCUCCUAUUGAGGAGAAUGGCUCUCUCCUUGAAUCAACUAAUGAAGAUGAAGUAGAAUACAAGAUUGGCUCGUCUACUGGAUUUAGUUCGCAAAUUUUUGGGAGCACCAAUCAAAGCAAAAGCUAUAGAAGAAUAAUACCGCAACGAAGUAUAUCAGAUGCAUGUAAAGUGACAAAGAAGAUUGAGCGGCAAAUGUCACUGGGGUUUUGAGGGGAGAGACCUAACAAAUAGCAAGGCAUAUAAGCUUUUAUUUGUCAUUCUUUUGUAUGUUGAAAAGAAACUUAGUAAAUAGAAAAACAGAAAACUACAAUAUGGUAGAGGUAAAAACUUCAUUAAAUUGCAGGAUUCUGAAACAGCAAUUGCUGAUUUUGUUCGUGGAAGUGUACUGGCAUGUAUGAAGAUUUUCUUGUAGUCGCUUGCAGUGUACUGCAUAGACAUUUUGAGGUGAAGUUAUAUCUUAUAUCAACAUAACUCUUGAUAGAAGAUUGAUAAGUGACCUUACU